This is a messenger RNA of Pediculus humanus corporis (human body louse), 1011 nucleotides long. RefSeq lists its product as uncharacterized. Bases 1 to 1011 code for a protein of 336 amino acids. The record is from RefSeq and is a predicted model, not a curated record. The transcript is spliced from 2 exons. Lineage: Eukaryota; Metazoa; Arthropoda; Insecta; Psocodea; Pediculidae.
AUGAUGGUGGUAGGAUUUGAAUCCGUGAGCGUAUCCGUGUCCUCCGAGGCUGUAAGUGGAAACAACUGGGGCGGAGAAAGCAGAAACGUGAGAGACUGGAGCGGCAACGGAGUGGACGAAUGGGGUGGCAACAGAGUGAGCGACUGGAGCAGCAGCAACGUGAGCAACGGAAGCAACUGGAGCAGCGACGGAAGCGUAACGGGCGAAAGAGGCGACUGGAGCAGCGGCAACGUGGGCAACGGAGGCGACUGGAGCAGCAGCAACGUGGACUGGGGCAGCGACAGAAGUGUAACGGGAGACGGUGGCGACUGGAGCGGCGGCAACGUGAGCAACAGAGGCGACUGGAGCAGCGGCAACAGAGGCGUAACGGGCAACGGUGGCGACUGGAGCGGCAACGUGGGCUACAGAGGCGACUGGAGCGGCAACGUGGGCAACGGAGGCGACUGGAGCAGCAGCAACGUGGACUGGGGCAGCGACAGAAGUGUAACGGGAGACGGUGGCGACUGGGGCAGCGGCAACGUGGGCAACAGAGGCAACUGGAGCAGCGGCAACAGAGGCGUAACGGGUGACGGUGGCGACUGGAGCGGCGGCAACGACUGGAGCAGCAGCAACGGUGGCAACUGGGGCAGCAGCAACGGUGGCGACUGGAGCAGCGGCAACGGUGGCAACUGGGGCAGCAGCAACGGUGGCGACUGGAGCAGCGGCAACGGUGGCGACUGGGGCAGCGGCAACGGUGGCAACACGGGCAACGGUGGCGACUGGAGCAGCAACUCCGGCGACUCCGGAAAGUCCAGCGACUCCGGAAAGUCCGGCAACUCCGGCAACACCAGCAACACCAGCUACUGGAGAAACAACAACUCUGUGGUUGAAGUGUUGAACUCUAGAGGAAGAGCUGGUGGCCAAAGAGUGGUGUUGUUGUUGGGUGGAGACAGCGCUGUAAACUUCUGGUCCUGGACCUUGGAGUCCAGCAGAAGCGACGGCAACAGCGGCCAAAAAGCAAACGAUCUAUAA